Columba livia (rock pigeon) is the source of this 7121-nucleotide messenger RNA. Its product is annotated as zinc finger protein OZF-like. The coding region runs from base 242 to 1918 and encodes 558 amino acids. The record is from RefSeq and is a predicted model, not a curated record. Gene Ontology annotation, biological process: regulation of transcription by RNA polymerase II. Gene Ontology annotation, molecular function: DNA-binding transcription factor activity, RNA polymerase II-specific; RNA polymerase II cis-regulatory region sequence-specific DNA binding. Gene Ontology annotation, cellular component: PcG protein complex; chromatin; transcription regulator complex. The transcript is spliced from 3 exons. Lineage: Eukaryota; Metazoa; Chordata; Aves; Columbiformes; Columbidae.
CAUUGGCUGCGGCCCCGCCCCGCCCAUCACGAGCCCCUUGUUCGAGCCGUCGUGCUCGGGCCCGGACUCGCCCCCCUCCGGUCGGUCCCCGCCGCUGUCCCCAAGCUGCGGCGCUGGCGCUGGGGCGGCCAGGAGAGAGGGGGGCAAGCGGGGAGAGCCCCGCCGUGCUCGUGGCGCUGCCGGUGCCGGGCCAGGCAGCGCCCCCCAGUCCUGCCUGAGCCGGGUGUGCUUGUGGCUGCAGAUGGCGGUGACGUUCGAGGACGUGGCCCUCUACUUCUCCCCCGAGGAGUGGGCAGAGCUGGCGGGCUGGCAGCGGCGGCUCUACCGGGAGGUGAUGCUGGACAACUACGAGCUGGUGGCCUCGCUGGGCUGGGCCGCCGUCAAGCCCGAGAUCAUCUGCAAGCUGGAGCGAGAAGAGGCGCCGUGCGUGCCAGACCCCCCCGGGGUGCGGCGGGGGCAGCAGAGCCCUGGGCCAGCAGCUGAUGAUGUCCAGGCGCAGCAGGAGGCCGAGUCUGUCCAUGAGCAGAUUCCGGCCCCUGCUGCCCUGCUCCCGGGGGUGCACGAGCCGGGUGGGAUGCAGGGAGACCCAUCAGGGCAGCCCCUCCUGGAACCCCGGCCACUGGAGCAGAAUUCCACCACGUGCCCCAAGUGCAAGAAGAGCUUCAAGCACCGGGCAGCGCUGGCCGUGCACAUGCGGAGCCACAGGGGCGAGCGGCCCUUCAGCUGCACCGACUGCGGCAAGAGCUUCAACCGCAAAGAGCAACUGCUGAGCCACCAGCGUGUCCACACAGGGGAGAAGCCCUUUGCCUGUGCUGACUGUGGCAAGUGCUUUGGCCACAAGCAUCACCUGAUGAGCCACCGGCGCCGGCACACGGGGGAGAAGCCCUUCAGCUGUGGCUACUGUGGACACCGCUUUGGGGAGAAGCACAACCUGGUCAGCCACCAGCGCAUCCACACGGGUGAGAAGCCGUUCAGCUGCCCCGACUGCACCAAGAGCUUCAGCCACAAGACUCAACUGCUGAGCCACCGGCGCGUGCACACGGGUGAGAAGCCCUUCACCUGUGACCGUUGUGGCCACCGCUUCAGGGAGAAGAACCACUUGAUGAAGCACCAGCGCGUCCACGUGGGCGAACGGCCCUUCACCUGCUCCGACUGCGGCAAGAGCUUCAGCCACAAACACAACCUGCUGAGCCACCAGCGUGUGCACACCGGGGAGAAGCCCUUUGCCUGUGACCACUGCGGCCGGCGCUUCCGGCAGAAGUUCAACCUGGUCAGACACCAGCGCAUCCACACGGGUGAGAAACCCUUCGCCUGUGCCGACUGUGGCAAGUGCUUCAGUCACAAGAAUCAACUGCAGAGCCACCAGCGCGUGCACACGGGUGAGAAGCCCUUUGCCUGUGGCCACUGUGGCCAGCGCUUCAGAGAGAGGGACCACGUGCUCAAGCACCAGCGCAUCCACACCGGGGAGCGCCCCUUCGCCUGCGCUGCCUGCGGCAGGAGCUUCAGCCAGAGGCAGAGCCUGCGGAGCCACCAGCGCCUGCACACCGGGGAGAAGCCCUUUGCCUGUGAGCGCUGUGGCCAGCGCUUCCGGCAGAAAAACAACCUGAUCAGCCACCAGCGCAUCCACACCGGGGAGAAACCCUUCAGCUGCCCCCGCUGCCCCAAGGCCUUCGGGCACAAGAAGAGCCUCACCAGCCACCAGUGGGUCCACACUGGUGAGAAGCCCUGCAAGUGUGGGGAGCGCGGCAAGACCUGCGGCCAGAAGCAGCAGCUGAAGAUCCAGCCGCAGAUUCACCGGGACCCGCGGGCGAUGCCGGAGGGCGGCGGUCGGGAGCCGGGGGGGCCAUCCCCGGCAGGGGGGGCGGGUGGAGGAGAAGCGCUUCCAGUGCAGCAGCCUCAAGAAGCGUUUUUGGGAUGAGGAGCUGGUGCUGGGUCACAGCGCCCCCACGGCGCCCCCGGCCUGCGGCCGCCUCCGCAGCCCAGCGCCCCGAGGCUGCCCCGAGGGGCCGGGGUGGCUGUGGGGGUGUCCUGUUUUGCCUGGGAUAGAGUUAAUUUACUUUUGUUCCUAGUAGCUGGUAUAGCGCUGUGUUUUGGAUUUGAAGUGGGAAUAUGACAGAAUGUGAUUUGAUAAUAUUACUCGUCCCGAGAGUAACCCGGUAGUUGUACUCAGCAUCGUUGUCAUCUCCAGAGCUUGGGAGCCAUCCUUGGCACGUUCCAGCCAUGGCGCUGUGUCUCCUGGAUGUGCCUCUGGUCCUGUUUAGGGCCAAACGACUAUUUGAAGAUACCGGGCGCAGCUCUGCCUCGUGCUGGACAGUUAUGGGCGGCAGCGUGUGCCGGGGGCGAGGACAUCAACAGAGGAAGUACCGAGAUAACUUAGAAAGGCUUCAAAGCACUGGGUCGGUCAGUUCAUGGGACGGGAGCACAAGAGAUAUUUGCCUCAGUUCCUGUGCUACUGGGAUGGAUGAGGAGCUAAAUAAAGAGAGGAGCAGAAAAGCCCAUCUCAUCAACGGGUGGCUUAAGGAGUGGUGUCACCGUCAAAAUUUUGGGUUUUUUGACCAUGGGGCAAACUCCGCGGUACCUGGUCUCCUCAAAGCAGAUGGGCUUCAUCCUUCUAGGGAGAGCAGGAGGACUAUAGCCCAUAAGUUGGCGGGGCUGAUCAGGAGGGCUUUAAACUAGGUUUGAAGGGGGAAGGGAUUGAAACUGGGCUCUCCAAAGAUCAGCCUAAGGAUGGAAAGCCUGAAUUAAGAGGGAAAUCAGCAGCCCACUCGCAGUGCAUGUACACUAAUGCACGCAGUAUGGGCAACAAACCAGAGGAGCUGGAAGCCAUGGUGCAGCAGGAAAGCUAUGACGGUUGCCAUCACAGAAACAUGGUGGGGUGACUCUCAUGACUGGAGUGCUGCUGUGUUGGCUACAAGCUCUUCAGAAAAGACAGGCAGGGUAGGAGAGGCGGAGGGGUGGCUUUGUAUGUUAGAGAGUCACUCGGCUCUGUUAAACUGGAGGUCAGCAGUGACAAGGUUGAGUGCCUGUGGACCAGAAUCAGGGGGAAGUCCAACAAGGCUGACAUCCUCGUGGGUGUCUGUUACAGACCACCCAACCAGGACGAUGAAGGAGAUGAAUUAUUCUACAAGCAGCUGGCAGAUGUCUCAAAAUGGACGGCCCUUGUUCUUGUGGGUGUCUUUAACCUGCCAGAUAUCUGCUGGGAGCUCAGUACUGCACAGAAGAGGCAGUCUAGGAAGUUCCUAGAGUGUACAGAGGACAAUUUCCUUCAUCAGCUGGUAGAUGAGCCCAGCAGGGGCAAGACCCCGCUAGACCUGCUGUUCACAAACAGAGCAGGGCUGGCGGGAGAUGUCGUGGUUGGAGGCCGCCUGGGGCAUAGCGACCAUGAAAUAAUAGACUUCUCCAUACUCAGAGAUGCAGGGAGAACCAUUAACAAAACCUCUACGCUGGACUUCCGCAGGGCAGAUUUUUGCCUAUUCAGAAGUCUAGUUCAGAGCAUACCCUGGGAAACAAUGCUUGAAAACAAGGGGGCCCAGGAGGGUCGGACACGCUUCAAGCAGGUUUGAGUGCACAGGACCAGGCUGUACCAGUGUGCCGAAAGGCUCGCCGGCGGGGAAGACAACCGGCUCGGCGAAACAGGGAGAUUCUGAAUGAAAUCAGAAAUAAAGAGAGACUUUACCGACUGUGGAAAAAAGGGCUGGCUACUUAUGAAGAAUUUAUGGAAAUAGCUGGAUCAUGCAGAAAAAAAAUCAGGGAAACAAAAGUGCAAAUUGAAGUUAAUUUGGCCAGUUCUGUCAGGGAUAAUAAAAAGUCCGUCUUCAAAUAUGUUAAUAACAAAAGGAGGGGCAAGGAAAACCUCCACUCUCUGUUGGACUCUGAGGGAAAUAUAGUUAACAAAGAUGAGGAGAAAGCUGAGGCACUUAAUACCUACUUUGCCUCAGUUUGUACCAGUAAGACAGGUGGCCCUCAGGACAACUCAUCUCUGGAGGUGGUUGACAGAGAUAGGAAGCCAAACAGGCCCCUUGUAUUCCAGGAGGAAACAGUUGGUGAUUCACUGAGCCACCUGGAUCCUCACAAGUCUAUGGGACCAGAUGGGAUCCAUCCCGGGGUGAUGAGGGAGCUAGCAGAAGAACUUGCCAAGCCGCUCUCCAUCAUCUUCCAACAGUCCUGGCUCACUGGGGAGGUCCCAUAUGAUUGGAAAUUGGCCAAUGCUACCCCAGUCCACAAAAAGGGCUGCAGAGCUGACCCUGGCAACUCCAGGCCUGUCAGCCUGAGCUCGGUGCCUGGCAGGGUUGUGGAGCAGAUCAUCCUGAAUGGAAUCACACAGCACCUUCAGGAUGGACAAGGGAUCAGACCCAGCCAGCAUGGGUUUAGGAGGGGCAGGUCCUGUCUGACCAACCUGAUCUCCUUUGAUGAUCAGGUGACCCAGCUGGUGGAUGAGGGGAAAGCCGUGGAUGUGGUCUAUCUGGACUUCAGCAAGGCCUUUGACACUGUCUCCCAUAAUAUACUCUUGCAAAAGCUGGUAGCCCAUGGCUUGGACAAGUGCACUCUACGCUGGGUUAAGAACUGGCUGGAGGGCCGGGCCCAGAGAGUGCUGGUGAAUGGGGCUGCAUCCAGCUGGCGGCCAGUCACUGGUGGUGUCCCCAGGGGUCAGGGUUGGGUCCAGUCCUGUUUAACAUCUUUAUUGACGAGUUAGACGAGGGGAUUGAGACCAUCAUCAGCAAAUUUGCUGAUGACACCAAGUCAGGAGGGAGUGUGGACCUGCUGGAAGGCAGGAGGGCUCUGCAGAGGGAUCUGGAUAGACUGGAAAAAUGGACUGAUUCCAAUGGGAUGAAGUUCAAUAAGGCCAAGUGCUGGGUGCUGCACUUUGGACACAACAACCCCCUGAGCGCUCCAGGCUGGGCGCAGAGUGGCUGGAGAGCAGUCAGGCAGAAAGGGACCUGGGGGACUAAUGGACAGGAAGCUCAACAUGAGCCAACAGUGUGCCCAGGUGGCCAAGAAGGCCAGUGGUGUCCUGUCCUGUAUCCAAACCAGCGUGGUCAGCAGGACAAGGGCAGUGAUCCUUCCCCUGUGCUCUGCAUUGGGGAGGCCACACCUGGAGUGUUGUGUUCAGUUCUGGGCCCCUCAGCUCAGGAAAGAGAUUGAAGUGCUGGAGCGGGUCCAGAGAAGAGCAACAAGACUGGGGAAGGGACUGGAACACAAGCCCUAUGGGGAGAGGCUGAGGGAGCUGGGCUUGUUUAGUCUGGAGAAGAGGAGGCUUAGAGCUGAGCUCAGCACUCUCUAGAACUACCUGAAGGGCAGUUCUAGCCAGGUGGGGAUUGGUCUCUUCUCCCAGGCAUCAGCAAUAGGACAAGGGGCCAUGGGCUUCAACUCUGCCAGGGGAAAUUGAGGCUGGAGAUGAGAAAGCAAUUCUGUGCAGAGAGAGUGGUCAGGAUUGGAAUGGCUGCCCAGGGAGGUGCUGGACUCACCGUCCUGGAGGUUUUUAAACUGAGAUUGGACAUGGCACUUAGUGCCAUGAUCUGGUCAAUGGACUGGAGUUGGACCAAGGGUUGGACUGGAUGAUCCCUGAGGUCUUUUCCAACCCAGUCGAUUCUGUGAUUCUGUGAUGGCCAAAGCGAUGGGCAGAGGGGCACAAGGCCUCAGGCGCUGGAGGCGGCUCCUGUCGGUGGGAUGGAGGCUGUCCCUGAAGGAAGAUGUUCUGUGUCACCAGGCACAGGGACCCUGUGCAGAGAGGUGUCCAGAACCUGAGGGAAUCAGCCGUGCUGGAGGUGAUUUGUGGUGAUCUGAACUAUCAGACACCCAGAUGAAGUCUGGUGCACGUCUCCCAUAUUAUAGUUCGUAAGGAACGCACGUCGUCGCACGCCAACUCGCUGGCAGUACUGACCGGGAAAGACGUUGAGGGACCAACACUGGAUGAAUUUGCUGGCCCGCUCUUGGAAUAUGAAGUAAAACUUUCUUCCUCAUUCGUCUCAGCUGUGGAGAAACUGCCCCGGAACUUCCAGCACCUCAGAGAGGAUGGGUCCAACUCCCCACCCGUACGUACCAGUACCUCAGCUACUGACCGUGGGUGUUCCUCUACUCAAGAGAGAGCACACAGUGGGUUCGCAGCAUGGGUGACCCUGUGGUUUUACUUGUGUGACCAUGGAGAGGACACGAGGAAGCACACGAAAACUCUCCCUCCCCGCUGGAGGCGCAGGAGCGUGAGCGGCAGCCAGCGCUGGGGUUCCUCCAGACGCGCUGCUCCCGUCUCCAGCGGGCAGUACCCGGCACAGCAGGAGGGCCGAUCUUCCUCUUCAUCCUCAUGAGGGGACUUGUGAUUCCCGUUUACAAGAAGUGAGCAGCGAAUACCGAGAGCUUUGAGAGUCGGUCCCAAGAUGGAGCAGUAUUUGCCUGACCAUCGCCAUCAAGAACUUAGAGAACUGAAGCUGAGCCCAAAAGAACAGAUGGACAGUGACUUGGAGAGAGGCCCGAGGAGCAGCAUUGUGUUGCACUGUUUCUCCGAUUCGGGGGGGCUCCUGCCAACAAUGGCUGUUGUGUGGACUUUGCCUGCUUCUCCAGCCAAACCAGCCCCCGCCUCCUGAAAGCUGUUGUCAUGAGGGUCUCUUCCACCCAGGGACAAGAGCUGCCGUCCAGAAGAUGUGUUCUCACCUGCAGCCUCAGUCACACGUGUCCCUCACCUGCUCCCCAAACAAUGGCCAGCGAAAAGGAGCAUGGCCAGAAGCUCGCCAAGGGUCCUGAGCUCACCCAAUGGACCAGAGAAAGACCCUGAAUGCUGGACACGUAAGCCUUGGCAAAAGAAAGCGUGGAUCUUUGGAGCCUGCGCAGUACGAGCCUGGGCUGUGAAAACAAUGGGAGCAAGGGGGGGUGAAGAAGCAUCAAAGGUGACUCCAGAAUGGACACCGUGGAAGAUCUUCCCACCAGAGGAUCCCAAACCACAACGGAGGACCGGCCGGACUCCACGGGACCGGAGACCAGAGGGACGUCUUUGGAACUGGACUGGUGAUAAACGCAACCUCGUUUCUCUUUACCUUUACUUUUCCCCUUUCUUUUUCUUACUCUCUCUGUCUAUCACGUGCCACUUUACGCGCAAAUUAAUAAAGUAACACUGCUUGAUUGAAUUAUAA